GUGUGCGGUAGUUUACCACCAACCAAUGGUUCGGCGCCCAAUCGAUAUUUUGACGACGUGCUCCCGAUAGGGGAGAGUGAAGUACACGAAGCGCUACUUAGAGAGAUGAAGCGACAUCGCUAUUGGAAGUCAUCGGCUCUGAAGAAGAUGCGUUUCGAUCGACUUGAGAUGAUUAAUUGCCUUCAUUACAUUCUCGAGUCGUUCACUGAAGCGCGCUCAACUUCUGAAGCUGCGGAAGCGGUGGCGCCUGGUCAGUUGUAUGAUCAGGCGACAACGUCGGUCGCAAAUCCAUGGGACUAUGAAGUAUUGCCUACGAAGCUGUUCAUUGAUCAGGUCCGUAUAAUCGAAAUGCCAUGUACUAGUACGAUUAACCCAUGCUCGGCUUGUAAUUCUGAAGGCACCUAUCACUGUUUCUAUUGCCGUGGAUACGGCACCGACAAAUGUAAUUUUUGCAGAGGUACUGGUAUGAAAUCCGGUGUAGCACAUCCUGCAGUCUACACACAUCCAAUGGUGGCUACGUUUCCUCAUGCGGAUCUCAGUCGUGGAUAUUCGUCAUCGUCGACGGCGAUGGUUCGACAAGGUGCACAUCAAGUCUACGGUCUCGGCACACCGAUGCAUUUCAUGUCAAAGACUGGAGUACCACCACCCGGACUAGGGACUCACGAUCUUUGCUACAUGUGUCAUGGACGAGGUGUUAAAGAAUGUCAUCACUGUAAAGGUGGUGGAAAAAAACCGUGUACAGCAUGUUGUGGGACAGGCAGUGUUCGUAACUAUACAAAACUGAAAGUACACUUCAAAACUGAACGAUCUGAGUUUUUCACGGAAUGUGAAGUCCCGGAAAAAUUGCUCAUAAAUGCCAAAGGGAAGGAAAUUUUUAGCGAGGAACAACCAUUUGUGCUUCCAAUCAGCAAAUAUCACGUACAGGAAGUGAAUGAGAAUAGCAAACUAUGCUGCGCGCAGCACCUACAGAACUACAUGGGAAUGUGCAGAGUGAUACGGCAGCGACAUUGCUUGCUAGCGAUUCCGGUCUGUAAGGUCUACUACACUCUCGGCAACACAAAGGGCAUAUUUUACGUCUACGGAAACGAUCGACAAUGUUAUGUACCAAAUUUUCCGUCUAAAUGUGUUAUUUUAUAA
This is a messenger RNA of Angiostrongylus costaricensis, 1137 nucleotides long. The record is from the annotation of a GenBank genome assembly. Lineage: Eukaryota; Metazoa; Nematoda; Chromadorea; Rhabditida; Metastrongylidae.